Molecule: messenger RNA, 3329 nt
Organism: Alligator mississippiensis (American alligator)
Lineage: Eukaryota; Metazoa; Chordata; Crocodylia; Alligatoridae
Gene: PIAS2
Product: protein inhibitor of activated STAT 2
Exons: 14
Coding region: 832-2799 (655 amino acids)
Biological process (GO): regulation of transcription by RNA polymerase II; protein sumoylation
Molecular function (GO): transcription coregulator activity; zinc ion binding; SUMO ligase activity
Source: RefSeq, a predicted model, not a curated record
UAAGCUAGUUAUUGAGAAGGGGUGCUGCUCAGUUCACAAAGGUUAUGGAGGGGACCUAAAAAAAGUUUGAAAGCUGUUGCUUUAGACUAAUGCAUCUUGUUGUUUCUGAUGAUCUGAGAUAAGGUUUUGACCCUGGUUUGUAGGCAUUACACAAGGCUUAUUUAUACUGUUACAUAUCAGGGUUUUCUUUGACAAUAAGGCUGUGGAACAGUCCACAGUAUACACGCAGAUAUGGCUUAAGUUCUUAGAACAGCAAUUCUCAACCAGGGUAUUGCAGCAGCCCAGGGUGCUUUGAGAUGCUUUCAAGGUUGCUGUGAAGUACCAUGCAAUGUUAGCACUAUUAGAUGUGCAAUUAUGCUUCACAAUAUAAACACAGAGACUUCAAACAGAAAUCCAGUGUUAAAAAAAAGUCUGACCUGUUGUGAGAUUUUUUGAGCCCUUUACAGUAGACAAAUAGUCUUUUUUCUAUAGUCAAAAAACAAGUGAAAACUAAGAGCUGGCACUUUCUGAUGAGUGCCUGGAGUCUAAUGAAGGGCACUGUUUAAAAAAUGAAUAAAUAAAUAAAAAGGUUGAGUGCUGCCUUAAAUUAUUAGAGACUUAAGGAAACUAGCAUUUUUCUGGUAACAAGCCUACUUCUACAGGCACACUGCUUAAAUAAGCUCAGCUUUUUGCUUUGAAAAAGUUGUACUAAAAAAAAAACACAAAAAAAACCAAUUCUGCAGGUGUUGCCCAUCUGUCAGUAAAGGGCACUAAGUGGCUACCUCAAAAUGAGAGAGUUCUUGGGUGCUGGCACCUUUCUCCUCCUGCUGUGAACCCUUCAUUGCAAGGUCUAUGAAAACAGAGAGGGUCAACCAUGUAAGAGAUGUUCCUCGGGGUGCACGCAAGACCUACAGGAGGAGGAGAAUCCACAAGAAGAAAUGGAAGAAGCUGCCAAAAAACCCAACAUAUGAGAAUAUGGUAUCAAGUUUUCGGGUAUCUGAACUACAAGUGCUAUUGGGCUUUGCAGGACGUAAUAAGAGUGGACGGAAACAUGACCUCCUGAUGAGGGCACUGCACUUGCUGAAGAGUGGCUGCAGCCCAGCAGUUCAGCUUAAAAUCCGAGAACUCUACAGGCGUCGGUACCCGAGGACAAUUGAAAGUCUGACUGACUUGUCAGCUCUAAAACCUUCAGUUUUCAACUUGGACAGUAGUUCUUCACCAGUAGAACCCGACUUGGCUGUUGCUGGAAUCCAUCCGCUACCUUCGACUUCGGUCACCCCUCAGUCCCCUUCAUCACCUGUUGGUUCUGUCCUCCUUCAAGACACUAAACCUCACUUUGAGAUGCAGCAGCCGUCACCUCCAGCUCCACCUGUCCAUCCUGAUGUUCAGCUAAAAACCCUCCCUUUUUAUGAUGUGCUCGAUGUCCUCAUCAAACCUACAAGUUUGGUACAGAGCAGUAUUCAGAGGUUCCAAGAAAAGUUUUUUAUUUUUGCUCUAACACCUCAGCAGGUCAGAGAAAUCUGCAUUUCCAGAGACUUUCUGCCUGGGGGCCGGAGGGAUUACACAGUCCAAGUUCAGCUGAGGUUGUGUCUAGCAGAGACUAGCUGCCCUCAAGAAGAUAACUAUCCCAAUAGUUUGUGCAUUAAAGUAAAUGGAAAGUUGUUUCCGUUGCCGGGAUAUGCUCCACCACCCAAGAAUGGGAUUGAACAGAAGCGACCUGGGCGACCCUUGAAUAUUACAUCUCUAGUUCGCUUAUCGUCAGCAGUGCCAAAUCAGAUUUCCAUUUCUUGGGCAUCUGAAAUUGGAAAGAACUACUCUAUGUCUGUAUACCUUGUUCGUCAGCUUACAUCAGCCAUGCUGUUGCAGAGGUUAAAAAUGAAAGGUAUCAGAAACCCAGAUCAUUCCCGAGCGCUAAUUAAAGAAAAACUUACUGCAGAUCCUGAUAGUGAAAUUGCCACAACCAGUCUGCGGGUAUCUCUGAUGUGUCCUCUGGGAAAGAUGAGAUUGACAAUCCCAUGUCGUGCUGUGACCUGCACACACCUGCAGUGUUUUGAUGCUGCUCUUUAUCUACAAAUGAAUGAGAAGAAACCCACCUGGAUUUGUCCUGUUUGUGAUAAAAAGGCAGCUUAUGAGAGUCUGAUAUUAGAUGGGCUCUUUAUGGAAAUACUUAAUGAAUGCUCUGAUGUGGAUGAGAUUAAAUUCCAAGAGGAUGGUUCCUGGUGCCCUAUGAGGCCUAAGAAGGAAGCUCUGAAAGUAUCCAGUCCACCGUGCACCAAAAUAGAAAGUUCCAGUGUUGUCAGCAAACCAUGUUCUGUGACCGUGGCCAAUGAGACAAAUAAGAAGAAAGUUGAUGUUAUUGACUUGACGAUAGAAAGCUCUUCCGAUGAAGAGGAAGAUCCUCCUGCCAAAAGGAAGUGCAUAUUUAUGUCUGAAACGCAAGGAAGCCCGACCAAAGGGGUUCUCAUGUAUCAACCAUCUACUGUAAGAGUGCCCAGUGUGACAACGGUUGACCCUGCUGCUAUUCCUCCAUCAUUAACAGACUACUCAGUACCAUUCCACCACCCACCAAUAUCAAGUAUUUCAUCAGACUUGCCAGGUCUGGAUUUUCUUUCACUAAUUCCAGUCGAUCCACAGCAGUACUGUGCUCCUAUGUUUUUGGAUAGUCUCACCUCAACAUUAACAAGCAACACCCCUGGCAGCAUCAUCACCUCAACCAGCCACCACGAGAGCAGCACUCACGUUAGUUCUUCAAGCAGGAACGAGACCGGAGUCAUAACUAGUAGUGGAAGCACAAUUCCCGACAUCAUCUCGUUAGACUGAAACCCUGGGCAGCAAGAAACUGGAGAAGCAAUAGCACAGAGCUGCUCACCAUAACCGAGACACGCAACUUCAGCAUCUCGGAAGUUAUUUUGAUAUUUAUUGAAAGACAGAUGGAUUCUGUUGCUUUCUAAAAGCGGAGAUUAAAUUAACUACAGUGACAGUAGGAACUGAAAUGAUUAGAAUCUUUUUGUUUUUUCCCCCACUCGUAAGAGAGAAACUUGGAAUAAAAAGAGACCCAUUCAGAACAGGCCCGCUACGCUGUCCAGCUUGUUCUGGGGAAACGCUUGGUUUUGUUGCCAGAUGGAUUCCACAAGUGGUUUUGUAUUUUUUGUUGUAAUACACAGCAAUAAUGUAAAAAGAGAACUUUUUUUUUUUUUUUAAAUAAUGGCACUUAACCGCUCUAGGAUGACAAGAGCAUAUAUUUAUCCCGGAUACAAGAACAAGGUGCAGAAGUAUGCAUUGCCGAACUUUUAAUCCUUCACUGGGGCCUGUAAUAAACUUCAUUUGAGAGAAUGAAGCUUUGUGAAAUA